Paralichthys olivaceus (Japanese flounder) is the source of this 7092-nucleotide messenger RNA. Lineage: Eukaryota; Metazoa; Chordata; Actinopteri; Pleuronectiformes; Paralichthyidae. The record is from RefSeq and is a predicted model, not a curated record.
ACCAGCAGGAGGGGGUAAUGAGAACGGGCUGCUGGAGGAUUUACUCCUCUGAGGUCGGGGGCCUGUCGGGUUUUCACCAGGUUUUCACCGUGGGGACCAGAGCCUCAUGAGAGCAGGAGAUUGACAGGAAGUUGUUCCUCAUUUGACCAAUCACACCUCGAGGAGUCCAGCAGGAUGGAGUCCGCAGAGAGGACAUGACUCUUUCCUCUGGCACCUACUGUGUUUGUAGCCACGUUAGCUCCAUCAUUAAAUCAGCCGAGCAGCCUUGUUCUUAAAGCCUGUCGGGGGCAUAAAGGCAGCGGGGGUCUGUCACUUCCACUGCGACACAGACGGUGAACUAAGCAGCUUUUCUGGUGGAUGUUAGCCGGUGGAGAUGUGUAAUAAGCUGCACUGGACACCGAGGACCUCCCUGACUGCCAGUCCAUCGACUGACAGCUGUCACCGCACCUAGCUGCCCGGCUAGCUGGCUACGUGAGCUAGCGGCUUACAAGUGUUUUUUUUCUGGCUCAUUCUGGCUAAUUUGGCCGGCCAGCUCCGAGCUCGUGUUCACUGUGGAAAAGAAGUGACUUCCGCAUAUACGCUACUGUAUUUUUACAUUUUCUCAGUUACACUCGACUCUGUUGUUCAAACCAUGAGUUAGCCCUGGAGCGUCGGACCGCAGUGUUUGGGAUAUUUUGAGAUCCAGCUAGUUAGCCUGUGUUUAGCUUGAAGCUAGCUAGCGGCGUUCAUUCAAUCAUUGAGAAACUGCUAAAGCGUUAACGCCGACACGGUAGGUAGCAGGGACCGGGCACAUCCACGCUGAGCCUUUGUUGCGAGGACACGGAUCUACUUUUGGACUUGACCGAGCUGAGGAUAACAUCUUAGAGACAUGAAGAAAUUUUUUGACUCUCGACGGGAGUUGGUGAGCACCGGGCCUGGUUCCGGAGCCGGCGGAGGAGGCGCUGGUUCCGGCGGCGGUGGCAGCUUCAUCGGACGCGUCUUCACCAUCGGACGGUAUCAAGUGACCGUGGAGGAAAUUGUCGCAGAAGGCGGUUUUGCCAUAGUUUUUUUGGUGCGGACUCAUCAAGGCGUUCGAUGUGCACUAAAAAGGAUGUACGUCAACAAUGAAGAUGAUCUGCAGGUCUGCAAACUUGAGAUCCAGAUUAUGAGGGAUCUUGUGGGCAACAAAAACAUUGUUGGUUUCCUGGACUCCAGCAUAACGGCAGUUGGAGCUGGUGAUGUGUGGGAAGUCCUAAUCUUAAUGGACUUCUGUCGAGGUGGGCAGGUGGUCAACCUAAUGAAUCAGCGGUUACAGACGGGCUUCACUGAACCUGAGGUGUUACAGAUCUUUUGUGACACAUGCGAGGCAGUCGCUCGUCUCCACCAGUGCAAAAGUCCCAUCAUCCAUCGAGAUCUCAAGGUGGAAAAUAUUCUUUUGCACGACCGGGGACACUACGUGCUCUGUGACUUUGGAAGCGCCACCAACCACUUCCAAAAUCCUCAGACAGAAGGAGUGCCAGUCGUGGAGGAGGAAAUCAAAAAGUACACCACCCUGUCGUACCGCGCUCCAGAGAUGGUCAACCUCUACGGUGGAAAAGUCAUCACAACAAAGGCAGACAUUUGGGCCAUGGGUUGUCUACUCUAUAAACUUUGCUACUUCACACUUCCUUUUGGGGAGAGUCAAGUAGCUAUCUGUGACGGCAGCUUCACUAUCCCAGACAUCUCCCGCUACUCCCAGGACAUGCACUGUCUCAUUCGAUACAUGCUGGAACCUGACCCGGAUAAGAGACCAGACAUCUACCAAAUUUCCUACUUUGCCUUUAAACUGGCUCGACGCGAGUGUCCAAUCCCAAAUGUACAUAAUUUGCCCAUUCCUGCAAAACUUCCUGAGCCUAUCAGAGCCAGUGAAGCAGUGGCCAAAAAGAGUCAAACCAAAGCCAGGCUUACAGACCCCGUUCCAACCACAGAAACCUCAAUUGCACCUCGACAAAGGCCCAAGGCUGGUCAGGCUCAGCCCCAGCCUAUAGGCAUUCUUCCCAUCCAGCCCGCUCUCACCCCACGCAAGAGGCCCAAUGUGGCUGCUGGAGGGCCCCAGGCCAUAGGUGUUGGCAUCAGUGUCCCACCUCCAGCUGCAACUGCUGUGCAACCUUCUCCACAGUCCUCUGCCACACAGGCUACACCACAGACAGCUCAGACGACUAACGUGCAGCCACAGGCUACACCACAGCAUCACCAGCUCCUCGUGAAGCAGCAACAAGCAUUCUUAAGCCUGCAGAGUAACCAGCAGAUGGCUGGCCGAGGGAAUCAGUUGCCAAAAGUUGGCUCUUUGACGCCCCCAUCGUCGCCAAAGAUAGCCCCUAAGAGUGGCCACAGGCGCAUCCUUAGUGAUGUCACCCACAGUGCCGUGUUUGGGGUUCCAGUUAGCAAGUCCACUCAGCUACUUCAGGCGGCUGCAGCUGAGGCCAGCCUCAACAAGUCCAAAUCAGCCAGCACUACUCCUUCUGGCUCCCCCUGCUCGUCCCAGCAGAGUGUGUAUCAUCCAGGUGAAGGUGACGUCCCAUUAUCCCUCGCUGCACCCACCGCUCAGCCCAGCUGGAACCCCUUUGGGGAUGAUAACUUCUCCAAGCUAACGGCGGAGGAGCUGCUUAACAAAGACUUUGCAAAGCUAGCUGAGACUGCUGCACCGGGGGAGAAGAUCACGGGUUCCAGUGAAAAUCUUAUUCCAGGGUUCACUGCUUUUCCAGCUGAAAGAUCUGCAGGCAUCAUGAGUGCAGGUGCAGCGUUGUUGACUGUCCCGGAUCCUUUUAAUAACCUUUCACUCUCUGACACCACAGAGAAGCUGAUUGAGGGACUAAAGUCCCCUGAAACUCUGCUGCUCCCUGACCUCUUAACCCCAGCUGACCCCUUCAAUAGCACUGCAGAGAGCUCCACCAAUGCAAAAGCAGAAGUGUGUGUGGAUUCACUGAUUCCUGGUUUGGAAGCCCCCCAGGCUCAACGCCAUUCAACCCAACCAGAGUUCAUCCCUGCCAGCAUUCCAGACUCUCUCACUGGGGAGGAAUCUCUGCUGGGUUGCGAUCUGUUAUCUCACUCUUCUCCUCAUGGACACCAGUCUGUUUCUGCUCUCGCCACCUCCUGCUCUUCUGCUCCUUCUGGCUCCAGCUCUGGAUCAUGUCUGGAGGAGCGGCCACCUGCUCAGUCAGCUCCUGACUCUGCUUUCCUCAUGUCGUGUGGGGAGAAGGGCAAUGACGACGAGUUUGACCCUAUUCCCGUGCUCAUCUCCAAAAACUCAAAUCAAGGUGGUCACUCGCGCAGCAACAGUGGCAGUUCAGAGUCCAGCAUCCCCAACUUGGCCCGCUCCCUUCUGCUGGUGGAUCAGCUCAUCGACCUCUAGAGGGGGUGGGAGAGGUCGAAGGGGCAGUGUGCAAUCCUAACAAAGGGACAGGGGGAGGGUCAGGGGAUAGAAAUGGGGGGAGCAGAGGCACUUAAUGUAGCACCUUAUGAAGGGAAACGGAGCCAGCAUAGAUCGGUUCAGUGGAACCGUUCGCUUUACGUGCCACCUUGGCCUCAACUCCAUCUCUAGCUGCCUGAUAAGCUGGUUUCAUAUAUCUCUGCCUGCUGUUGACAUUCCCACGCUGUUUAAACAAAAUCUUCUCAUAAUUGCUUGAGCAUAUCAUCUGCCUCUGUUCUGGCUACACCAUAGUCUCCCUCAUGCUUUCCUCAUACAUGCAUUAAUAUCCAAGCACAGCCUUGGUGAUCAACUGUCCUUGUCACACGGCUGCGUUGUGCUCACUUUACUUGUUCAGAGUCAUAGCUUUAUUUAAGCCAGCCACCUGCAGGCAUGCGCAUUUGUGUCAGGGGUCUAUCUAAAGAAUGAGCAGUAAAAAUUGACCACCUGGAUCAUUGGAUGCACUUUCCUAUGAAAGCUUUGAACUAAACUAUUGACCAAACAAAGUUGCACCCUGAGUGACCGCUGAGAGCUGUUUGCACUGAUUCAACCAGUUAUGGAGAAGGAAAUGUCAGCUUUGGGCCGUCUUGUCAGAUUUCUCACCCUUGUGAAAGGACAAUGAGGCUGCCUUUUUCAAACCUUUGUCUUUGGACAUGAUCUCAGUGCGCCAUCUUAUGAAGCUAAAUCUCUGCUACUUUCCCCUUAUAUAUAACAGUAACCAGGGUUUUAACAGCUAUGUAUCUAAGCUAACUUAGUGCAUGCAUUAAGCUUCCUAAGCAGAGCUGUAUAUUCUGAUCUCUUUCUGAUCACUAAACAGGGUAUAAUUUCUCCCAAAACUAAAUCAUAACGUGUUCAAAUCCUGAGAUUGAAGAAGUCAGUGUUAACAAGGCUGAUUAACCGAGAUCCAUCACCAUCGCAGGGUGCUUUCACGAUCAGCAUUAUCUAUAACAUAGUGAGAUCAUUCAUGGUAUGCGUGCGUUAUAUAAAUACAUCUUUAAUGUCCAGGGUCAUAAACUCCUCAUUAUAUGUUUAACCUGUCGUCAAGAAGGUUACAGCAGAUAAACAAAAGGGAAUGAAAUGAUUCUAUGCCAAAGCUACCGAAAAGAUUUUAUUAAUUUUUUAGAUUUGUGUUGCUCUGCUCUCAGGAACAGUGAAGCACAACACUGUUUAAAGAGAUUUCACUGAUUUAUUUCGUGUCUGUACUGCGCUAACAAACAAUCUCCCAUUGACAUCCUGUCCGUCUUAUGUAGCCAGUCCUUUCUUAUCACAUACCUUUAGGUCUCUCAGCUAAUGUGACAGUUUUCUGCCAGAGGUGAUAUUCAGAAAAAUCCUUUACGUGUACAUAAAACAUAUUUUUGCUCAUGUCAAGUAGAUUGUUUUGUAGUCGUGUUAUAUUUAAAGCUAUCUCUUAUGUCAUGGUAUGAAUAAAUGUGACUUUUAUUCAUAGUGCUUCAGAUUCAAGGUAUGAACCAGUGUGAGCAUUAUAAAAUAUGUAAAAAUUUACAAGGAUAUAUAGAUUUAAAAAAUGUUUGUGUAUUUAAGAGUGCAAAUAUUUGGACCUUGUGUCCAGAGUCUUUUCUCCUCAUUCACAAACAUUCAGCUUGUGCUUUUGCUUUAGAUCUUGUCAUGGAUACAUGACACAAAGUGCUUAUGACUUACCUGACUGGGGCUCUCCACUUCCUCACAUUGUGCUGGUGCUUGUAAGUUUCUGCAUAUAACUGAGAUAGAUUUGAUCCAAGACAGAGCUAAUGACGGAGUUGACUUCCUGAUACCUCUGUUGCACCUUUCACCUUGUCAUUUGACUGAUGAUCAUGAGACAUGGAAAAACAGCUGCAUACAUUAUAUUACAUUACAUGUGGUCACAGCUGACUUUGCAUUGCAUCCUUAGCAUAAAAUAAAUAGAUUUCUCUCGCCAAAGGAAGUUCAUUAUGUGAUGCAAGUCUCUAUAUAAGGUCCAUAUCACCUUAUACGUGUAUAUACAAACAGAAAAUGGUACAUUACCCCUGAUUUGCCAUCAUUGAUGUAUAUGUGGGACAUGAAUAGUUUUCACCACCUUCUCAUGCCUGUAUGACAUUGUAAAUUCACACACAUCAGCAUUUCUCUAAGAACUGACUUGGGUAAAAAGAAAUGCUUUUUUUCCCCCUCCAUCUUUAUUGGUUCAGUUAAGUCAUUUGCAUCUGUGUUGCUGAUCUAUGCAAUCCUACAACAAGCUUCAUGUUGACACUACAGUGCUGUAUCCUGUAGACUUCUUGCCUUGGCUGUAGAGUUUUACAUGUGUUGCUUUGUGAAACUUAUGUACUUAACUGUAAUAGUGGGGUUGACGUGGUGACAGGCAUAUUGAUAACUCUGACUUGAAUUGGUGACAGAUGUCCACAGAAGCAGGAUCAUAAUUGAGUGUAUACUUCUAUUUUUAUGGAUUAUGGUUCAAAAUGAGAGGCUCUGAAUAAAACUCAUUAACGUGAAUGGAAGUUAAGUGUCUUUGGGUCACAUUAUUUGAUUAUUACACUAAAGAGCAUAGGGACCAAAUGAGACAGUUGUGAUUUUCUUCAACAGACUGUCCUUCUUGGAACCAAAUUAGAUUGCAGAUACUCUAACAUUAUGGUAUCUAUUCAUGUGUUCUCUGGUCAUUAUUCAAACAUUGUUUUGUGUGUGCACCAUACAAGUAUAGACAAGUGUCUCAGAGAUUUAUAGGAAACCUAAAAUAGUUUUUAUACAUUUUUGAAGUUCUUUGCUUCAUGGACGUUGACAGAUGUAUUUUAAAGUCACACACCUGUUCACUACUGUUGGGAUUCCAGAGCAAAAGGGACUUUAAGUUGUGUUCCUGCUUGUUAGUUUGUACCACAGAUUUACAGAUUGUAGAUUCAGUGAGUUGUAAUGUAAUGGAUCUAUAGCUCUUCAUGAUCAACGCUGUUUCACUGUUUACUGUGCUUGGUAGUCAGCUCUGACAGAUGAAAUGAUUUGUGGAUAUUUUUUUACUUUUAUCAACUCUUGUGUCAAAGUGGAAAAAUGGAACAUUUUGGAAACAGGCUGUGGACAGUUUCAAAUACUUGUAUGAUGAGAGAAAUUACCUUAAACACUCAAACAAAAGAGGUGUUUUCCUUUAAUGGCUGCAACUAACAUCUUCCCAAGAGCUGCCAGUUAACAGUCAACGCUGCUGAGGUAAGACUGACUUGUCUCUGCUUAUCCAUGCAAACCUGUCUGUCCCACUAACUACUUCUACUCGUGCCAUGAAGGCUCUCUGUCCUUGUUUCCACAGAGCCACUGACUCCGUCUGAGCUCCUUUAACUUGACACAAUCGAUCCUGACUAAAAUCAAACUGCCCCCCCCUCUCCUAACACAACGCACUGUCCUUGCAAUGUUGAGGAUACUGAAUAGCUGUACUGAAACCUAUUUGUGGAAACAAGGUUACUUGAUGUUGUAGUAGUAGCGCUGGUAGUCCUGUCCGUGUCCUGUGACUUGUUUAGACUAGAAUGUGUUUGUAUUGUGGGAGUCUUCUGCUGGUUCCUCACUGUCAGGUCGUUGUCAUCGAUCAGGCUUUUGCAGAUUUUAUAUAUGAUGAGAUUUGAUGGCCUGGUUUGUUAACAGGAAUACUUUUUUUUUUUUUUUUUACUAAAAAUGUCUGUUGACAUUUGUGUUCACCUCUGAUAUGUUUUCUCCGCUUCUGCUGU